AUGAAGUCAGGCUGUAUAUCCAGGCGCGCCAUAGUAAACACGCGCGAAAUCUGGCUUCGACCAUUAAUUAUUUACUCGAGAUUUUUGUACAAAAUUAUAUUAUCAGGCCCAGUAUUCAUUGUUAUAAUAUAAUAUAACAAGGAUAUCUCCUUAAUAAUAAUCACCAUUAUGACAGAAACAGGAUACAUUGAGAUACCAGAUGGGUACAAGGGUUACAACUUGGACAUGUUCUGUGUUCCUAAACACUACGAGCCAUAUUUGGAAAGUGUGCUUAUACCCCAUGGUGUCAUUGCAGACAGGACAGAACGUCUUGCACGAAAUAUCGUAAAAGAAAUGGGCGAGGACGAAUUGGUGGUGCUUUGCGUUCUGAAAGGUGGCUACAAGUUCUGCGCUGAUUUGUUGGACUACAUCAAGGCGUUAAAUCGCAACUCAGAGAGAUCAAUUCGUAUGUCGGUGGAUUUUAUCCGUUUGAAAAGCUAUGAGAAUGAUAAGUCAUCUGGAGAUAUCAGGGUGAUUGGUAUUGAUACAUUAAGUACGCUGGCGGGAAAGAAUGUCUUGAUUGUUGAGGACAUUGUGGAUACUGGUAGGACAAUGAAUAAACUGUUGAAAGUUGUGAAUGAGAACAGUCCAAAGAGCGUACAGGUGUGUAGCUUGUUGGUGAAACGUGGCAAGAACGAGUACAGACCGGCAUAUAUUGGAUUUGAAGUUCCAGACAAAUUUGUGGUAGGGUAUGCCUUGGACUACAAUGAGUAUUUUCGUGAUUUGAAUCAUAUUUGCAUCAUAAACAACGAAGGCAAGACAAAGUUUGCUGUGUAGAAACUGAUCUAUGUUUGUACCGUGCAGUUGAGGACAGUAUAUCGUUAGUUAUCAUUCAAAUUGUUCCCUAUUGUCGUAAUAGCACUGAAACAGAUUUUUCCCCAUCUCACUUUUUUCACACUUUAUUUACAUGUUAAUGUAAUUGCAUUCAUACAAGGUCUUGUGCUUAAAUGUUUUCUACUAUAGU
Molecule: messenger RNA, 1003 nt
Organism: Anneissia japonica
Lineage: Eukaryota; Metazoa; Echinodermata; Crinoidea; Comatulida; Comatulidae
Product: hypoxanthine-guanine phosphoribosyltransferase-like
Exons: 7
Coding region: 169-816 (215 amino acids)
Biological process (GO): purine ribonucleoside salvage; guanine salvage; GMP salvage
Molecular function (GO): magnesium ion binding; hypoxanthine phosphoribosyltransferase activity
Source: RefSeq, a predicted model, not a curated record